Molecule: messenger RNA, 3032 nt
Organism: Choloepus didactylus (southern two-toed sloth)
Lineage: Eukaryota; Metazoa; Chordata; Mammalia; Pilosa; Megalonychidae
Gene: HTR7
Product: 5-hydroxytryptamine receptor 7
Exons: 3
Coding region: 631-1980 (449 amino acids)
Biological process (GO): vasoconstriction; G protein-coupled receptor signaling pathway, coupled to cyclic nucleotide second messenger; chemical synaptic transmission
Cellular component (GO): dendrite; membrane
Molecular function (GO): G protein-coupled serotonin receptor activity; neurotransmitter receptor activity
Source: RefSeq, a predicted model, not a curated record
UGUUUUGGGGGAGGUCUGAAUCUCCUGCCACAAGGAAAGAUCCCUGAGAGAAGCGGCUCGAGAUCUCGGGAGGCGCGUGCGGCGCCGCCCCCCGCACAGCAGGGAGGCGCGGGAAAGGCGGCGGUCCCUGCUCAGCGGGGGAAGCCCAUCCCGGGAGCGCGAGAGGCGCAAGCAGCGGCCGGAGGCGACCGCGGAGGCUGACACGCGGCGCAGCUGCCGCAGGGGAGCGGCGGCGGCGGGCGCGAGGGGCGGGGCAGACUCCGCAACUUCUCCCGCCGCCUCCCGGGUGCUCCGGACUGAGCCGCGCGGCGGCUGCGUGCUGCCGGCUGCGAGCUGCUGUGCGGUCAGCCGGGUCCGGCACGCGAGCCGGUGCGUCCCGGACGUCCGUCGGGUCUUAAAGGCGCCUCCCUCAGGGAGUCCCAGCGCGGCCACGCUUCUGCGGUGUCUGCAGGGACUGAGGGUCCGGGACGUCAGGGGCCGCGAGAUAGAGCCGGUGCGCCCCCCAGCGGCCGGCGCGGGCCCCAUGGCAGGGCCCCGCGGAGUGGAACCGGCGAGGUGAAGCCCCCGGGCUGGCAGCCAGAGCGCGUGGUGGGGGCACCGGCUCCAUGGACAGGAGCGCACAGCGGCGCGAUGAUGGACGUUAACAGCAGCGGCCGCACGGACCUCUACGGGCACCUCCGCUCCUUCCUACUGCCCGAGGUCGGGCGCGGGCUGCCGGACCUGAGCCCCGACGGCGGCGCCGGCCAGGUCGCGGGCUCUUGGGCACCGCAUCUGCUGCACGGGGUCCCCGAGGUGACGGCCAGCCCUGCGCCCACCUGGGACGCGCCCCCGGACAAUGUCUCUGGCUGCGGGGAGCAAAUCAACUACGGCAGAGCCGAGAAAGUUGUGAUCGGCUCCAUCCUUACGCUCAUUACGCUGCUGACGAUCGCCGGCAACUGCCUGGUAGUGAUCUCGGUGUGCUUCGUCAAGAAGCUCCGCCAGCCCUCCAACUACCUGAUCGUGUCCCUGGCGCUGGCCGACCUCUCGGUGGCCGUGGCGGUCAUGCCCUUCGUCAGCGUCACGGACCUCAUAGGGGGCAAGUGGAUUUUUGGUCACUUCUUCUGCAACGUCUUCAUUGCCAUGGACGUCAUGUGCUGCACGGCCUCGAUCAUGACCCUGUGCGUGAUCAGCAUCGACAGGUACCUUGGGAUCACCAGGCCCCUAACCUACCCUGUGCGGCAGAGUGGGAGAUGCAUGGCGAAAAUGAUUCUCUCUGUCUGGCUUCUUUCUGCCUCCAUCACUUUACCACCGCUCUUUGGAUGGGCUCAGAAUGUAAACGAUGACAAAGUGUGCUUGAUCAGCCAGGAUUUUGGCUACACAAUUUACUCCACAGCGGUGGCAUUUUACAUCCCCAUGUCCGUCAUGCUUUUCAUGUACUACCAGAUUUACAAGGCUGCCAAGAAGAGUGCCGCCAAACACAAGUUCCCAGGCUUCCCUCGCCCGGAGGAGCCGGAAAGCAUCAUCUCCCUGAACGGAAUAGUGAAACUCCAGAAAGAAGUGGAAGAGUGUGCAAACCUCUCGAGACUCCUCAAACACGAACGGAAAAACAUCUCCAUCUUUAAGAGGGAACAGAAAGCAGCCACCACCUUGGGGAUCAUCGUGGGCGCCUUCACCGUGUGCUGGCUGCCGUUUUUCCUCCUGUCGACAGCCAGACCCUUUAUCUGUGGCACUGCCUGCAGCUGCAUCCCGCUGUGGGUGGAGAGGACCUUCCUGUGGCUGGGCUAUGCAAACUCUCUCAUUAACCCUUUUAUAUAUGCCUUCUUCAACCGGGACCUGAGGACCACGUACCGCAGCCUGCUCCAGUGCCAGUAUCGGAACAUCAACCGGAAGCUCUCAGCUGCAGGCAUGCAUGAAGCUCUGAAGCUUGCCGAGAGGCCUGAGAGACCUGAGUUUGUGCUACAAAACUCCGACUACUGUAGAAAAAAAAGUCAUGAUUCAUGAUGAAAAGCAGAUAAUGGAAACAACUAAACAAAGCAAGACAGAGGUGGAAACAGAACCAAAUCAUUUGCUGAGACUGCAGAAUGGAAUGCAUCCUUUCUUGGGGUGGCUAAAAUGCAACAAACAGGGUGAUCUAUUGUACAAAGUACAUUACAAGGGGGAGCGGUAACUUCUCCUUUUUUCUGUGGAUCAGUGCUAUUGUGUGCAAAUGAAAAUAGUUGUCCGUUAAAGACAGCCAGAUCAUCUCAGCAAUAAGCACACGAACAGAACUGAGUUCCUGAGAGGAAACAGUUUCUGGUGCUUUGCAUCUGUCCAAGUCCAUGCAUAUGGAAGAAAGUUCCAGUGCACACUUCCCGUGCUUUGGACUCCAGGCAUUGUCAUAAAUAUUCAGGAAUCAUUCAUGAGACAGAAUAUAUUUUGUUGUAUGACAGAAGGGUGUUUUUCCAAGCAAACUGCAGUAAGCAUAGUGUUGAAUAUGUUGCAUGUCCAUGUUGGAAAACAGAAUCCAGUCAUCAGCUAAUACAAAUGAUGUCCCAGAGCAGUGUUUGUUUAAAGCUUCUGUCAAAUAGUUUGGCUUUUCUGCAGGUCCCCUGUGACUUCCCCACCAAUGUACUUUUGUCAUUAACUCAAUUAUUGUUAUGGAAUAACUCAGGAACAGAUCUCAGGAUGGAGAGAAUCAUAAACCCCGAAUAAAGCUUUUUCUUGCUGCUAUUACACUUCUAGUGAGGGGUUCUGAGAGGUGAGGGGGAUUCCUCCUAUGAGGAUUUUUACGUGGAUGAGGAGUGAGUGCUGCCUAACCACGUUGUACAUGAGCAUGAUGAUUGCCACAGACCUUUUGAAUAUUAUCUCACACAAGGGUUCAAGGGGUCCAUAACUGUGUGUUACUUGGAAGGAAGUGUGGGAAUAGUAGGGUUUCAAUGAAGGAUUGUGUUGCUUCUGGAGGGUGAGUAUAAAUAUGUUAAUUCUCAUUGAGCAGCAAUAUAGUAAACCAAAUUGCAUGGAUUGGAACUUGCUUGGGCCACUAUUGGGAAAUGCUGCAAAACACCAUUCUGUCU